AUGAAGACCCAGUAUGAAACGCAUUUAAUAGAAAAGGAUUUAGCACGUGCAGAAAAGAAUUCUUAUAAGGAGAGAUAUAGAAGUAGAAGCUGUUCACCAAGGAGGGAUGAUCGUGCAGAAACGGAUCAGAGUAAUCUCGCUCGAGUAUUAAAGAAAAUAAACCGACGCUUAGACGAUUUAGAAAGACGAAAUAAAGGAUAUCGGAGGUCGCCGUCUAGUUCUGAAUCCGGGGAAACAUCCGAGGCGUGGUCAGAAUGCAGUGCCCAUCAUUUGGCCUCACCACCUGCCUCACAAAGAGAACCUAGUGUUGUUAGAGAGGUAUCAGCCCCCCUCGAAAAAGAUAUUCUAAAUAUUCUGGGUGAGGAUGAUAACACAGAAAAAUCAUUUUCUGAUCCUAUUCAGCCAGAGCUGGCUUCACGUUGGAUAAAAAUUCUACACUCUGGGCUAUCAGAGGAAGCUAAAAAGGAAUUAGUUAAAAAGUAUUUGCCUCCAGAAAACUGCUCUGAAUUGAAUCCCCCAAAAAUGAAUAUAGAAGUCAUAAAAGCAGUUCCAGAAAAUACCAUUAGACGUGAUACACGUUUAUCCAAUCUUCAGGGACAAGUGGGAGCUGCAACUUCGGCCGUCGCUUGGCUGAUUACAGAUAUGCUUAAACAAGGGGAGGGGGUAAACAUCAAAUAUGUAGAGUGCCUUAAUGACAUUGGUCGCUUACUUAGUGACGUUCAUUACUCAGAAUCAGUUUCUCGAAGGGAAUUAUUAGCCCUAAAUAUAAAUAAGGAUCUAAAGGACACCUUAACCUAG
This is a messenger RNA of Anthonomus grandis grandis, 798 nucleotides long. RefSeq lists its product as uncharacterized. The transcript is spliced from 3 exons. Lineage: Eukaryota; Metazoa; Arthropoda; Insecta; Coleoptera; Curculionidae. The coding region runs from base 1 to 798 and encodes 265 amino acids. The record is from RefSeq and is a predicted model, not a curated record.